Molecule: messenger RNA, 885 nt
Organism: Coprinopsis cinerea okayama7#130
Lineage: Eukaryota; Fungi; Basidiomycota; Agaricomycetes; Agaricales; Psathyrellaceae
Exons: 7
Coding region: 1-885 (294 amino acids)
Biological process (GO): nucleosome assembly
Cellular component (GO): nucleosome
Molecular function (GO): DNA binding
Source: RefSeq, a predicted model, not a curated record
AUGUCUACUGUAGCUGAACCUGCUCCUGUCUCGCCUUCCCCAGCUGCUGCGGAGGCUCCUGCCCCCUCUGCUGCGCCUGCUUCGACCAGCAAGCCUGCCAAAGCUUCGACUUCGAAAAAGCCUGCCUCCAAGAAGGCUGCUCCUCCCAAGGCCAAAGCGGCUGCUAAACCCAAAUCUACCACUGGCCGUCCUUCGUGGAAGGAAAUUAUCACCGAAUGCAUCGUCCAGAACAAGGAAGAGUCUCGUUCUGGUGUCUCGCGUGCCACCAUUAAAAAGUACGCUGAGGAGAAGUACGGGCUCGAGGCCAACAAUGCCAACCUCUAUCAGUUGAACCGCGCCAUUUCCUCCGGGGUUGAGGGUGGCAUCUUCGUCCUCCCCAAGGGACCUUCGGGCAAGGUCAAGCUCGCUCCCAAGGCCAAGUCAUCUGCUUCGAAAGAGAACUCGAAGCCUGCCUCCGAGUCCAAGCCCAAGACCUCCAAACCGGCCACGGCCAAGAAGGCUGCUCCCGUUUCAAAGCCCAAAGCAUCAACGACCGCCAAGCCCAAGACCUCGACGACAACUAAGAAGGCACCCGCUGCUGCUAAGAAGACCCUCGCUGGUAAGGCUAAAGCCACCCCGACGAAGAAGACCACUACUGCUCCCAAGGCAAAGAAGGCUGUGACUGGCACCACCCCUGCCGCAAAGGCCAAAGCUGCUGCUGCCACAAAGAAAGCCCCCGCAAAGAAGACCGCUGCCACCAAGGCUGCCCCUGCAUCGAAGACCAAGCCCGCGUCGAAGAAGGCCCCAGCAUCUGCUGCCAAACCACGAUCAAAGCCUGCAUCCAAGCCGGCCUCGAAGCCGGCCUCCAAGCCCACAUCAAAGGCGAAGAAGGCGACCACGGCUUGA